AUGAAGUGCCUUCUCUCCCUCGCAGCGCUCUCCGCUGCUCUCAGCCAGGUUUCAGGGCACUACAUCUUCCUGCAACUCUCUCUCGGAUCGCAAAAAUUCAAGCAGUAUGAGCAUAUCCGAUACAAUACCAACUACAACAGUCCCGUCACUUCCCUUUCGUCAAAUGACCUCAGAUGUAAUGUCGGCGGUAACACCGGGUCCAAUACCACGACGGUCGACGUGAAGGCGGGCGAGGCCUUCACAUUCACUAGCGACACCGCUGUGUAUCACCAAGGCCCGAUUUCUCUAUACAUGUCCAAAGCUCCAGGAGCAGCGUCAGACUACGCUGGCGAUGGGCCAUGGUUCAAGAUCUACGACUGGGGUCCAACCUUUGCCGGCGGCCAGGCCUCGUGGCCCUUGCGAUCAACAUACCAGUACAACAUUCCCAAAUGCAUCCCUGAUGGCGAAUACCUGCUGCGUAUUCAGUCCCUCGCCAUCCACAACCCUGGAGGCGUCCCGCAGUUCUAUGUCAGCUGUGCGCAAGUCAAGGUUAGCGGGGGUGGGAACGCAAGCCCUUCGCCUACCGCUAUGAUUCCAGGUGCUUUCAAGGCGACCGACCCAGGCUACACUGCCAAUAUCUACAACAACUUCAACUCCUACACCGUUCCUGGCCCCAAAGUCGAUCAAACUAGUUCACCUGCUGAACCUCGGGACUGGCUUGACUAG
This is a messenger RNA of Thyridium curvatum, 705 nucleotides long. RefSeq lists its product as uncharacterized. The coding region runs from base 1 to 705 and encodes 234 amino acids. The record is from RefSeq and is a predicted model, not a curated record. The transcript has 8 exons. NCBI's taxonomy places the organism in Eukaryota, Fungi, Ascomycota, Sordariomycetes, Thyridiales, Thyridiaceae.